This is a messenger RNA of Lytechinus variegatus (green sea urchin), 2583 nucleotides long. RefSeq lists its product as uncharacterized. The coding region runs from base 1 to 2583 and encodes 860 amino acids. The record is from RefSeq and is a predicted model, not a curated record. The transcript is spliced from 2 exons. NCBI's taxonomy places the organism in Eukaryota, Metazoa, Echinodermata, Echinoidea, Temnopleuroida, Toxopneustidae.
AUGGUGAAACUGUCCGGUUCUGGUGCUUAUCUCGGGGAUGAACGAAAGAGCAUUAGGACCCAACAAAUGAGUCUCAUCUACAAGCUAAAGACAUUCAACGAAGAGUUACUACUUCGCAAGAGCAAAGAUAUCAUGAACAUGGACAUGUUAUCAGAUGUGCAUCCCGAUGCAACACACGUUGUAGUAGGUAUCGAUUGGGGAGCUCAGUGUUCAAUAAUGUGCGAGAAUGAGAAUACUGAUAAUGAUGAUGUGACAAGAGUUAGGGGGGAAAUGCGGGCAGAACUAGACGAAAUUCAAGAGGCUUUCGAAUCAGAAGGAUGGCAACUUGUUGAUUUCAGAGAUGAGGGAAGAAGGGAAACGACGGAGUUCAGUUUUAAAUGUUGGGCCGAUGUGUCAUCUUCAGAUAGAGCUCCCCCUGUCACACAUGCAGAGGCACUUGAUCUUGCAAAUUCCUUCCAUGAACUUGCGAAAACAAACAAUGAUGGUAAAGGUGUCCCUGUCACAUAUUUUCUCAUGCCUCUUGACACUAUCAGGAAAAGAUAUAGUCACAACGGUGCCUUCAGAGUAUUAUUCAAUGAAAUUGGUGAGGAGUUUUCCGCAAAGAUUGUGGAAACUUUGGAAAAAGUAAGAGAAAAGCGCCAAAGAGUAUAUGAUAUCCGUCACGAUAUGAAUAGAAAUCAUGAAUUCAUUUCUAACAAAGUGCUUGCGAAAAUAUAUCAUCUUUGGGAGGAAGUCUGUAAGGAAGAAUUUCAAUUUAAAUCUGAUUUUCGAAAAUUAGUGGAAAAUGUGCGAUCCGGGGAUGAUGAACUGAGUGUCUUUGACAAAUUCUUUGAAAAUUUGAAAGAUAAAGACCUGUCCGCUUCAAAAUACGAAGAAGAAUUUGAACCCUACCUGAGGAAAGCCGGACUACUGAGGCCGUUGAUAGGAAAAGGAGUCAAGUACAUAGGUAGCCAAGAUAAUACCAUGACAAUAGGUAAAGAGUGCACCUUUGUUUUCUAUAUCGCUCAAGGCCACAAUGAGAAGGAUAGGGGUGUUUUCGAAAGAAAUUACCGUUACUUUGUGCACCUUUUGUCCUCAUAUUCUGACAGGGGAACUUGUCAAUUUACUGUAGUAGACAAGGAAAUCGUCUCUAUAGGUAUCUGGCCAGACAGCUUAAAAGAAACAAAAAUAGAAAAGUACGUAAAUGGUACACGUACAUCUAAGGACCUCUAUGAGGAAGAGGGUGUUUACCUUUCAGAGUGCAUGCUUCAAGUUGAGAAUCCAAACCCUCGGUUUGCCUUGCCAAAGAAGCGUACAUAUGUCAAAUUGCGAUGCCCUGAUGCUCUUUGCGGAAACGGGGAUUGCGCUGGUGACCCUUCCAAAUGGAAGUGCUCGACGUGUAAACAGUAUGUCGAGUAUGGCACAUCUUCCCGGCAGUUUUACUGCAGAUGUGGAAAGUCAAAUCCCGAAAUUUCACAAUUUCGCUGCAACGACGAACAUCAUGGUAUGCUAUUUAUGAAGUAUGAAAAAACUAUCUUGAAUGAAGAACUGUCCAAUCUUAAACCUAUGGAAGAAGUGAAUAUUCUUAUUCUUGGUGAAACAGGAGUAGGGAAAUCCACUUGGAUCAAUGGAAUUCAAAACUAUUUGUCCUUUGACAACUUGGCUAAGGCUAUGGAGUCUGAUGAGUUUCCCGUCUUGAUUCCUUCCUCUUUCACCUUAACAAAAGACGGUGUACAGAAGGAUAUUAAGAUAGGGAUUGGAGAUUCCAAUGAGGUACAGGAAGCUGGAAAAUCAGCAACUAAGGAGCCGCGUUCAUAUGUAUUCACUAUUGGUGAAAGACGAUAUCGUUUGAUAGACACACCAGGUAUAGGGGAUUCUGGUGGUAUCAAACAGGACGAACAGAAUAUGGACAAUAUUUUGUCUUUCCUUACAAACUUCUCCAAGAUAGAUGCGAUAUGCAUACUUCUAAAGCCAAACAAUGCCAGACUGACUACAUUGUUCCGAUUUUGCAUCCAAGAGCUGCUAGUUCAGUUACACAAUUCAGCCAAGAACAACAUUGUAUUCUGUUUUACGAAUGCUCGGCAGACUUUUUACCAGCCAGGCGAUACAUUGCCUGCUCUUAAUGCAGAGCUUGAAAAGAAAAAUGUUGGGAUAGAAGCAACAAAAGACAAAUGCUUUUGUUUUGAUAAUGAGCCAUUUCGAUUUCUUGCAUGCGUGAAAAAUGGCAUAAAGUUCGAUGAAGAAGAUAUUGCUACCUAUUCUUCCAGUUGGAAUAAGUCAGUUGGGCAAACGAUUCGUCUCAUUGAGUACAUUGAUCACAAGCUAACGCCACAUAAGGUUGCAGAUACAUUGGGCAUGAAUGAAGCCCGAAGAAUUAUAAUCGCCAUGAGCAAACCCUUGGCACAGGUAGCUAAGACAAUUAAUAACAAUCUUGAGGUAGCAAGGGCCGCCAAAGAAAACAUUUUGAAAGCGGACAAUGAGAUUAAGUCUUUGAGAGAUGACCUCAAUUUCACCGGAUUUGAACUGGAACGAAUUGAACUUGAUUUCCCCAGGACAGUAUGUGCCGCACCUGAAUGUAUCAAGUAUGUCAUGUUAUUGGCGUAA